Messenger RNA from Cuscuta epithymum, 1392 nucleotides. The record is from the annotation of a GenBank genome assembly. NCBI's taxonomy places the organism in Eukaryota, Viridiplantae, Streptophyta, Magnoliopsida, Solanales, Convolvulaceae.
AUCCGAACUGUGAAAUGGACUUUCCUUUAUUGAACCCACUCAAAAUAAUAGUAAUCCCACUCUUUCUCUCUCUUUUCUAUUUCGGUAAAGUAUCAGAGAAUCACUUGGCCAUAUUUAUUUUUUUAUUUAGGCGAAAAAAGAAGAAGCCAGGCACCACCAUAUCCAUUAGAUCUGCAGGCUAGAAAUAGAAUAGAAUCUCUAAUAAACACUGCACAGAGUUGGAGAAGUUUAUGCCAAACAGUCCCUAUAAAUCCAAGAAGAAUUUAUGCAUCUGAUCUAUCUAGAGGAAGAGAUUUAAAUCCCAUUCAACUCAUCCAGAUCGGGAAGAAAGAUCAUCUAUAUAUAUGAAGAUUAAUUAAAUAUAUUUAAAGAAGAAAAUUAAUUAAUUAAUAUAGAAGAAAUUAAAAAGAAAAAAUGGCUCGAGAGAAGAUAAAGAUAAAGAAGAUAGAUAACAUAACGGCUCGGCAAGUAACAUUCUCAAAGAGGAGAAGAGGGCUUUUCAAGAAGGCUCAAGAACUCUCUGUGCUUUGCGAUGCUCAAGUUGCUCUCGUCGUCUUCUCUUCUACCGGCAAGCUCUUCGAGUUUGCUAGCUCUAGCAUGAAGGAAGUCCUCGGAAAGUAUAAGUUGCAAUCUAGUGAUGAUAAUGAGAAAACAAAUCCUCCACCUUCUAUUGAACUUCAGCUAGAGAAUAGUGCUCAUAUGAGAUUGAGGAAGGAGAUUGCUGAUAAGACUCACGAAUGCAGGAUGUUAAUGGGUGAAGAACUUCAAGAGUUGAGUAUAGAAGAGCUGCAGAAGUUAGAAAAAAAGAUCCAAUUAGGAUUAAAUCGUGUGCUUGAAGCUAAGACUGAACGAGUUAUGAACGAGAUUGCUGCUCUCGAGAGGAAGGGUGAAGAGCUCUUGGAAGAAAAUAAGAAACUGAAACAAAAAGUGAGUAAUGGGAAAUUGUUUCCUGCCACUGCUGAUGGGGAAGAAGGUAUUUCUUCAGAAUCCAUCGUCUGUAGGAGCGCUCCUCCUCCUGAAGAUUAUCUAUCAGACACCUCACUCAAGCUAGGGCUCCCCUUUUAACUAGUUAGGUCAAUGAGAAUGAAAAGAGGAUUGGAAUGCAGCAGCUAGAAAAAGUAAAUGAAGAUUGUAUGCAAUAAUUACUGAUGACUUGAUCAGCAAUAAAUAAUGUUACAUGGCCAGGUCUAAAAUGACCUCAAAAUCCAUGUAUCCCUCUUGAAUUUGGUAUCUUUUUUCGGUUGUAAUUUGUAUUUAUAUGUCAAAAGAAAGUGUACUGUAUAUUCUAUAUUGUGCUUGCUCUUUACACAUUUCCCAUUUUCUUGCUGAGCUAGAAAAUAGAAUAAACAUUACUUUUUAAUCGUAACCUGAAAAAGAAUUUCUGUUGUAGAA